This is a messenger RNA of Pectinophora gossypiella (pink bollworm), 463 nucleotides long. Its product is annotated as reactive oxygen species modulator 1. The record is from RefSeq and is a predicted model, not a curated record. Gene Ontology annotation, cellular component: TIM23 mitochondrial import inner membrane translocase complex. NCBI's taxonomy places the organism in Eukaryota, Metazoa, Arthropoda, Insecta, Lepidoptera, Gelechiidae. The transcript has 2 exons. Bases 122 to 361 code for a protein of 79 amino acids. Gene Ontology annotation, biological process: protein insertion into mitochondrial inner membrane; protein import into mitochondrial matrix.
CAGAACACAUUAUGUCAGAUAUUUUACUGCUAUCGAGAAUCGAGAGGUGCAAUGUUUAAUUAAUGUACAUAAUAUACUGCAAUACAACAUAUAAAUCGUAAAUUAAAAAGUUUAAAGCAAAAUGCCCGUUCCCGGUGGUUUAUACCAAAACCAAGGCCCUUCAUGUUUUGACAAAAUGAAAAUGGGAUUCUUAAUUGGUUUUUGUGUUGGUAUGGCGAGUGGCGGUCUCUUCGGUGGUUUCACUGCUUUGAGAUACGGCGCUAGAGGGAAAGAGUUGGUACAUUCUGUUGGAAAAGUGAUGCUGCAGGGAGGAGGCACGUUCGGCACUUUUAUGGCCAUAGGCACUGGAAUUCGCUGUUGAAAACAAACCUAAUCUAACAACUUACAACACUAGUUUAUAUUAAUAGCAUAAAAUUAUCUUGUUAGAUUAUCAUUUAUUUAAUUAAAGUGGUGUUUAAUUGAA